AUGUUGACAUUUUCUGCUUUGGAAAAUAUUGAGAAAAAGAGUAGGAUUGAACAGGACAUGGAUACUGAAUCAGUUAAUAUAAUUGGCUUAGAAUUUGCAUCUCAAGACACAGUGGGUUGUAAGGAUGCUACUUCCCACAAUGCUGAUAAUACUCCUGUGUCGAAUAUUCCCUCUGGCAUUUGUACAACUCCAUCAUCAAGAACAGCCGCCAACCUCAAUUCUCCACCUAUAAGUGCCAAACGUAAACUUGUAGAUGUUUACGAAUUACGAUCUUGA
This is a messenger RNA of Lactuca saligna, 276 nucleotides long. The record is from the annotation of a GenBank genome assembly. Lineage: Eukaryota; Viridiplantae; Streptophyta; Magnoliopsida; Asterales; Asteraceae.